CGUCCCUCCUCGACCAACUCUCCCUUUCUUGUCUCUCAGAUUUUCCCUCCUUCUGCCGCUGUACCCUUUGGUGUUCCGCGCUAAGGAGCGGCCGACCGACGGUUCUCUGUCAGUCUUUGCACGACCAAUUUUCACGUCCGACACGUCCGGCUCGGCCCUUGAUACUAUCUCUUAACUGGUCGUGCCUCGCUGCAGCCUCAAAUUUCAAGUUCUACUAGACGGAAAGUUCAAAGACCUAUAGCUCUCUUCAACGAGACCUAGCCCCCAAUACCAACAUGGCGCCUGUUGAGACAGAGUACUACGACCUGUUGGGUGUACCCACGGACGUGAAUGACACGGACUUGAAGAAGGCAUAUCGGAAGCAGGCUAUCAAGUACCAUCCCGACAAGAACCCCUCCCCGGACGCUGAGGAGAAGUUCAAGGAAAUCAGUAAAGCCUACCAGAUCCUUUCGGAUCCUAAUCUCCGCGCCGUAUACGACAAGAAUGGCGCCAAGAUGGUGGACAAGGAGGGUGGCGUCGGCAUGGAAGACGCGGCCGGCUUCUUCGCGAACGUUUUCGGCGGCGAGCGGUUCAUGGACUACAUCGGCGAGAUCUCGUUGAUGAAGGAGAUGACAUCCGUCGCGACGACCAUGAUGUCCGAGGAGGAAAAGGCAGAGCUGGAGCGCGAGAUGAACGAGGCGCGCUCGCCUGUGGCCGGCGACGCGACCUCCGUCAAAUCAACGCCAGCGUCCCCUUCUCCCCUCGCCCCCGCCGAAGAUGGUCCCGCGUCCGCGCCCGCCAGCAGCGCCGCCCACCGCGCGUCGCACAUCCCCUCCCCUGCGCGCUCGUCGUCUCAGUCUUCGCUCGCGUCGCCUGGGGUCGCAGCGGCCACGAGCCAAGACCCACUCGCGACGGCGACCAAGAGUCCCGCUUCUUCCUCGACGACCAACCUCAAGGAGGGCGGCAAGGACGUGCACAAAGCCGACAAGGAAAGGGACCGCGACACCCACGCCAAAAAACGCUCGAAGCUCACCCCGGAGCAGAGGAAGAAGCUGCAGGAGCUGGACGAGGAACGCAAGAAGGCGAUGGAGGAGCGCAUCGAGACGCUCGCCAAGAAGCUUGUGGACCGGCUCCGGCCGUUCGUCGACGCGAAGCGUCCGGGGGAUAAGGACGAUCCAGAGACGCAGGCGUUCGAGGCGCGGAUGCGGCGCGAGGCGGACGACUUGAAGCUGGAGAGCUUUGGGGUGGAGCUGCUGCACACGAUCGGGAAUAUCUAUAUGACGAAGGCGACGUCGUUCUUGAAGAGCAGGAAGUUCCUUGGCAUUCCUGGGUUCUUCUCCAGAUUGAAGGAGAAGGGUGCCAUGGCGAAGGACGCGUGGGGCGUUAUUGGCAGCGCCAUCGGCGUCCAGCAGAUGAUAGCAGAAAUGGAGAAGCUGCAAGCGCGAGGCGAGUUGGGCGAGGAAGAGCUCAAGGCGUUAGAAGAAGAUGUUACUGGCAAGAUCAUGCUCGCGUCUUGGCGAGGGACUAGGUUUGAAGUCUCGCAGGUCCUCCGAGAGGUCGUCGACCGCGUGCUCAAGGAGCAAGGGGUCUCGGAUCAGGUCCUGUACAACAGAGCAAAGGGCCUUCUGCUUAUUGGAGCCGUCUUCAAGUCGACUGUGCCCGACGAAUCGGAUCAGGAUCGUCGAGAGCUCGAGAGGAUGGUCGCCGAAGCGGCAGCGGGCAAGUCGAAACACCACCAGCUGCGAGCCGCUCAGCGUGCUCGGAGGCAUGAGUCAUCGUCUCCGGGACCGGCGAACGCGCACCCCAACGCGGAGAAGGCGCACGCGGAGAAGGCCCCGCCCGCCUCCGCUGCAUGAUAUCGUCUAGCAUGCAAAUUCCAUGAGGGAUCCCACAUGGUACAUGGAUAUUUACGGAUGCUUUGAUACUUGGCUCCCCGCCCAUGCUGGAGGUACCUACUGUACCAAUCUAUCAGUACACAUCUUUGUCUAAUCCCCUCUACACACUCUCUACGCUUCGCCCUCCGUACACUUGUUCUUCCGCUGCAUGCUGCAUGCUCCCCAAACUCACAUAUACACAUCCAACAUGAUCACUUGGUUUCUUUGGUGCGUCUCUUGUUUGAUUCUGGGUUCAUCUGGUGUCAGUCUAAUAGACUACUCGGUAGUUACUCGUACAUGCCCGUAUAUUCUCCCCUUGCGAUUCCGCUCUCCGCUCUCUAUGCUUUGUCUCGCGCGCUCCGCGCUGCUAGGUUUACGUAGUAAUGACCGUAUCCGCAAUACUCUUGCUGCUGUGCUUUCGAGUUGAAGGGGGGAUACUGGUGCCAUUGCGCACUUACGAUCUGGCCUAGUUGGGAGCACAGCCUCCCUCGUUGAGGAGUCUUGCAAUUCUCAUACCUCGCCGGCGUCCACUUCACAUCCAGGAGCCUCGCCAGCUACCCCUCCAGGUGGUGGAGAUCAAUCCUAUAGUCUGGAGAGGUCAUCGGGGUAGGAUAGCAAGGACCACACUCCCAGUGACCUUUCGCGAGAACUGGCAGAGCUGCGAAUGUCUCUAGACUCUCCGCUUACGGUGCGUCCUACAAUCCCUCCUCCCUCGCCCAAGGA
Molecule: messenger RNA, 2576 nt
Organism: Dichomitus squalens LYAD-421 SS1
Lineage: Eukaryota; Fungi; Basidiomycota; Agaricomycetes; Polyporales; Polyporaceae
Product: DnaJ-domain-containing protein
Exons: 14
Coding region: 276-1835 (519 amino acids)
Biological process (GO): protein import into peroxisome matrix
Cellular component (GO): cytosol
Source: RefSeq, a predicted model, not a curated record